This is a messenger RNA of Rhipicephalus sanguineus (brown dog tick), 1154 nucleotides long. It is a transcript of the gene Unc50, whose product is annotated as protein unc-50 homolog A. Lineage: Eukaryota; Metazoa; Arthropoda; Arachnida; Ixodida; Ixodidae. The transcript is spliced from 9 exons. Bases 159 to 1019 code for a protein of 286 amino acids. The record is from RefSeq and is a predicted model, not a curated record. Gene Ontology annotation, cellular component: Golgi membrane.
AUGGUACUGGGUGGGAUGAUGGUGGCGACCGUCCCUAGCUCAGCCUAGCCGUCCUAGCCUACGUUUGUCUUCUGUGGUGUUGGUGGUGUUCCGCGGUUCGCCCAGUUCGCCUUCUCGCCUGUGCUGGUGGAAAUGUGCUCAGCGAAGCUUGCUCUAUAAUGGACCGCAUGGGAGGCUUGUCGACUGGUGUCCGCAGUUCGCCACUGCCUUCGCCGACGCCCAACCACCUCGAGAAACGCAGUGCUAAAGACAAGGGAUCCAAGUUCCUGAGGCGACUGAUUCAUGUGCGACACAUGGACUUCCAGUUUGCCAUGUGGCAAAUGCUCUACCUCUUCGUUUCACCGCAGAAAGUGUACCGCAACUUUCAGUACAGAAAACAGACAAAGGACCAGUUUGCUAGGGACGAUCCUGCCUUUCUGGUGCUGCUUGGACUGUGGCUUGUUGCCUCAUCAGUGGGAUUUGUUUUGAUCCUACGCAUCAGUUUCUUGGGCUUCCUCAAGUUUCUCCUGUGGGUGAUAUUUAUUGACUGCAUUGGCAUGGGUGUCCUUGUGGCCACUGGACUGUGGCCUCCAGCCUUUGAACCUGCCUCCAGUACCGUUCCAGCAAGUGGGAAUGGAUCUUCUUGGUUCAUUGAACUAGCAUGGCUCAGGGCCAUCAGCAACAAGUAUCUGCUCAAGCCCACCUGCCGCACGGAGGAUGUCGAAUGGGGAUAUGCCUUUGAUGUGCACCUCAACGCCUUCUUUCCUCCGCUGGUGGUGUUGCACGUUUUCCAGCUUUUCUUCUCUCGUUUGCUCUCGCACCACAUCUCCCUUCUGUUUGGCAACACCCUGUGGCUGAUAGCGCUGGGAUACUACAUCUACAUCACAUUCCUUGGCUACAGUGCGCUUCCUAUCCUCAAGAAUACGCACAUUUUUCUCUAUCCACUGGCCCUCCUGUUUGUUUGCUACGUAGUGACUUUGGUGUGCAGUGUCAACCUUUGUGAAGCCCUCAAUGAUUUCUAUGCAUACAGGGUGAUGUGAAGCGGGAAUGUCUUGCCUUGCCUCAUGGCUUCAUCGUAUGUUGAGAUGCUAACUUAAAACUGUAAAAUAUUUCUCAGGUGCAGUGCUGUAUGUGUGGGCCCAACAUAUAAAUAAACAUCAUGUGAUGCACCUUUC